Molecule: messenger RNA, 1154 nt
Organism: Suillus clintonianus
Lineage: Eukaryota; Fungi; Basidiomycota; Agaricomycetes; Boletales; Suillaceae
Exons: 5
Coding region: 214-1086 (290 amino acids)
Source: RefSeq, a predicted model, not a curated record
AAACCCUCUGCUAGCGGAGUCAUCUGUGGAUGUCCACUGUUCACGGAAUGUACCGCAGCCAUGUGUGACAUACACUGGCAAGCGCCCUUCGAAUAUUUGUGGACCCAAGGAUCGGAGCUCUGCCACAUUAUGUGACUAUAAAUUCCAUGUUGGCGGCGUUUCUCUUUCCACAUCUUUCUUUCCAUCUCUCCCUCCACUCACACCUACUUUUUAAUGACCAUGACCAACAACACGACUGCACUCGAUAAUUAUAAUCGACGAGGCCCCAUGGAUCUGGCUCAACGUCUGAACUCUCCAUACCUUCUUCUGGACGCUAUCUAUGACAUCAUGGCGAUCACUAGCCGUUCGGAAGACUGCCAAUUACAACGCAACGGGCGAAAAAUCAUUGCACUGACUGAGGUCGCACGUUCCACUCUGAAUCGCAUGGGAGUGAAAUUACACCUCUUCGUCGUCUGUUCAGAGACUCUACUGCCGUACAAGAAGGCGUACUUCAAGUUGUUGCUUGUAAUCAAAAGCCGCAAGCGCGCUUUCCCCUCGGACACCAUGAUGGACGAACGAAUCACCCGGCUCUUGUUACCCCUACACACCAAUUUCGAUAUACGCUUCGGGGGAGUUGACCCCCGUGCUCAACUGGGCAUCGAGGAAUUGCUAGUCCCUCAGGCCCGCCAGCAUGUAAAGUCUGCUGCUGCUCUCUCGUCAGCGCGAAAGCCCUACGCAGAGAUAGAUGACAUGCAAUCACCGGAUGCUUUCAUGGAAAAGAGACAGAGAAUCAACGAGAUGGGAGAAUUUGUCAAGCUGCAAGCUGCGACCAACUUCAUUAGAACUGGUGUAGCGCCCAAGUACCCAGCGGCCGACCCGGGUUACAUCGAGGCAAAAAGUCUGGUGCCAAACCUGUUAGUCCUUCCCCAAUACCCAGCGGUCAACCCAGAGGCACAACCUCUUGUGCCUGAGCAAGGCCCAGCGGACGACAACGGGCAGCCUCCUCGCCCUCGCAGGCCGUUCACCCGAACGAAUGCCUCAUACUUUGACCUUGUUGAGACUGCCAACGGGAAGGAACUAGUUCCUCGUCCUUGGAAUGUGGACUAAUCGCUACCACAUUGUACUUACAUCAAAACCCUCAUCUGCGUCGUCGACGCACGUCAUUUCAUGGAUAU